AGUUAUGAAGCAUUCACAAUGAAAUUGCUGUAGCCUAUGUUAAACUUGGGAAUUGUACCCAGUAGCAGCAUACAGAGUCACUUCGUCACUUGUGCUCUUGUUAAUAGACUCCUGCCAACUACCCAUCUCUUGUUUGCAGCAGCCACUUCAUUUUAUUCUUGAGCAACAUGUCUUUUUUGAAAAAUAUCUUCAGUUCCUCCCUCUUCACUCCGAUUGCAGCGGAAGCGGAAGCUUCGGACAUUCCUAAUCGUAAAGAAUUCAAUGAACAAGUCCCUUCUAAGAAAGAUCCCGAUACCCAGAACCCCGAAGAUUCUCCUAUGGAAACCACCAAGUCUACAGUUGCUCGGGAAGAAAACUUGAAGCUCAAGGAUCAAGAACAACUGACCAGUGUUGAUGAAUCCAAGGAAAAGGUUGCCUCCUCUGAUGAUGAUCAAAAAGAGGAACCUAAAGAAACUCCCCAAGAGGAACAAAAGCCUUCCGAGGAAGCCCCUCAAGAAACUGCCGAGACCAGUCAACCUCAGCCUGAAGAGGGUGAGCAAGAACAAGAACAACCCGAGGAAGGACAAGAAGAAGAAGAAGAAGAAGAAGAAGAAGAAGAAGAACUUGUUGAUCCCUUGGAUACCAAGAUUGAAGAAUGCAAAGAGGCUCCCCAAUGCCAUGAAGCCAAGCACCAUUUUGACGAAUGUACUGCUCGUGUAACUGAAAAAUUGGAAAACGGUGACAAGUCUGAAGACUGUUUAGAAGAAUUCUUCCACCUUUACCACUGUGCUCGUGAUUGUGCUGAUCCCCAAAUCUUUAAGCAACUUGUUUAAAGCGCUUUUUGUUUUUGGGAUUUUUUCCUAAUGUCUUUCUUUUCGUAAUUCUCCCCACAUCUGAGCGUAGUAUAGUGUCUGUGGUUGACCCAGUGUGUCUUGUUCUCCGUCCUUUCAUGUUCAUGUUUAUGUUUUUGACAAACAUGAUUGAAUCAUGUUUUGAAUCUCUCAUAAUCUUACGAAAUGUAAAGGAAUGGAUAUGUGUGUUUCUUUCCCUCCAUAGUCCUCGUACCUAGAGUAACCCUGUCUCUGGAAGCUCCUGCGUGCAAUACAGAAAAAGAAAAUAAAUAUCGUCUUUUGAAUUGUAAAA
Schizosaccharomyces octosporus yFS286 is the source of this 1122-nucleotide messenger RNA. Its product is annotated as ubiquinol-cytochrome-c reductase complex subunit 8. The record is from RefSeq and is a predicted model, not a curated record. Bases 168 to 812 code for a protein of 214 amino acids. The transcript has 5 exons. NCBI's taxonomy places the organism in Eukaryota, Fungi, Ascomycota, Schizosaccharomycetes, Schizosaccharomycetales, Schizosaccharomycetaceae. Gene Ontology annotation, biological process: mitochondrial electron transport, ubiquinol to cytochrome c.